Molecule: messenger RNA, 3723 nt
Organism: Notolabrus celidotus (New Zealand spotty)
Lineage: Eukaryota; Metazoa; Chordata; Actinopteri; Labriformes; Labridae
Source: RefSeq, a predicted model, not a curated record
CCUCUGAAUAGUGUUCAUCUUUGAGUCUGGAUCAAAAUGACUCAGUGAAACUGAGACACUGACACGAAGGGAAGGAAACAACACAGAGUCAAACCUAAUAACAGAAACAAGUCAUCCCCUCCCCCCGCCUCGUCUCCUCUCAGGGUCAUGGAGGAUCUGUCCCUCUCCCUGCUGAGUCGGGGGUGUGGUCGCUUCGUGUCGUCCAACAGGAGCAGAAGUGAAGGACGUCUGGAGGUGUGCUUCACGCCACAGGAUUACUUCAUCUGGAGGUCACAUGACUCCCUCCUGAGACUGUCCCGAAGUGGCCACCUGCUCGUGGAGGCGGAGUCGACCCUCCCAAAGACCUACAGCACUCGUAGAGGACCCCUGCUGCUGUACUCCCAGGGUUUGAUAACGGUGGAAGCCAGCCGUGACUCAGAGAGGAGGCGGAGGAGGAAACAGGUUGUUCAGGAGUGCAAACAGGAAGUGGAACAACAGCUGAGCACCCUCAAAGAGCUAACGGCGGCCAUUUUGAACUACUGCAACAACCAGGGUGUUCAUCUGAAGGUGUCUUUACUUUGUAUGACAGAGUGUCAAAUCACAACAAGUGUGCGUCCGUCUCCUCUUCUUCUACAGAAACAGACAGACCGCUUCUGUGGAGGACAGGAGCGCGUUCAUACCUUCUGUUCUUCUUUCUUCCAGUUCGUCUUCUCCAGACUCGGUCCGUCCUUCUUCCCUAGUCUUCAUUUCCCCUUUGAUCCGGACCAUCAGAGUACCAGCCCUCUACCCAUCUUCAACACACCAGAGCUGUUCAGUCCAGAUUUACGUGAACAGCUGAGCUCCUUUUGGAGCUGUGGUCCAGAUCCUGCAGACAGAAACACAGCACACCUGGAGAAUCCACCUGCAGGUAAACACAUCCUGUUAGAUCCUCAGACCACUUUCUCUGCAGAGGAAGAGGAGGAGGAAGAGGAGGAAGAGGAGGAGGAAGAGGAGCAGCAUGGCAGCAGGAAGAGAGUCAGGCUGGACCUGUUCCUGCAGAUUCCCUGCACCACCAGGACUCCAAGUCCUCAGAGCGAGCCUCAGCCCUGGGUACAUUAUGUAGCAAUGACCCCUGGAGCACCUGCAGAACCUGGAGGACCUGCAGAACCUGGAGCACCUGCAGAACCUGGAGCACCUGCAGAACCUGGAGGACCUGCAGAACCUGGAGGACCUGCAGAACCUGGAGCACCUGCAGAACCUGGAGGACCUGCAGAACCUGGAGCACCUGCAGAACCUGGAGCACCUGCAGAACCUGGAGGACCUGGAGAACCUGCAGAGCCUGGAGAACCUGGAGAACCUGGAAGACGUGGAGGACGUGGAGGACCUGGAGAACCUUUAGGACUUCAGCGUCCUAAAAGUUCACAGAACCCUGAAACAAGCCGUCCAGGAUCAAGGGAGGAGCGCCGUCAUCUGAACUCUGAACGCGAUACUCACGGCUCAGGAACACCUGCAGAUAAAAGUGACUCUGAGCGAUCCAUGCACAGGAGCAGACACAGGAGGACAGGCCUCCUCCCUCCUCUGACACAGGGACCGUCGGGCUGUGAUGGAGCGUCCUGGGACAGAACAGAGAGGCAGAGAUGGGAUGGCUCCAGCAUUGACGCACACCAUGCACAGCUCCUUCCUCCAAUAGCAGAGAGCCCUGCUGGGACCCCGAGCUGGAGGACCCGAGUCCAGACCAUCCAGCAGGAUCCACGAGCAAAGUCCGAGAGAGUUCAGUCCCAAGACAAUCUGAUGAGACUCCAUCAGCAGCCGCUCAUUCUGCCUCAGCUGUUUCCUGAAAUGUUAGGCGGGAAGAAAAACAGAGCAGGAAGUGAAACAACACAGAGACUGUACUUGAAGAAAGUAUGGCAGGUGGGAGGAGGAGAAGAAGGAGGAGGAGGAGGAGGAGGAGGAGGAGGAGGAGGAGGAGGAGGAGGAGGAGGAGGAGGAGGACUACCCUCUGAGAAAGGCUCCAUGAUGUUCCUGGAUCCUGGAGGAGAGCCUCUUCCUCCUCUUCCUCCUCUUCCUCCUGCAGGAGUUUCAGGUUGUGUUGCAGGACGUAAAGGCCCGGGAAGGCAGAGCUCUGCGGCCUUCUUACAGAACCAGCUCCUCAACCUGCAGGAUCCCCGUGAACCCGGCCCUGAGGACCGAGGGGUCAUCAGGGGCGUCCUGCCUCUGGAGCUGAGAGACCUGCAGAGCGACAGACCGGUCGGCUGCCUGAUUGUUGGGCCUGAUGGAGAGAUCCUGAAACUGUCUCUGUAUGAGAACAGUCAGGAACCACCUGGUGGAGAAGGAAACACACAGAAACAAGCUCUGCAGGUUCUGUCUCAAGAAGGAGAGCGGUUACCCUGGCUCAUCAUGCUGCAGCCUGAACACACACACACAGGAGGAGGGCUGAGGCUGAGCGCAGAUGUACCUCUGGAUGAAAUCCAGCUCCAUCCCUCCACACACGAGCAGCUCUCAGACCUCCACAGACCCACUGACGCACGCUCACCCAGCAGCAGCAGCACAGACUCAGAGACCAGGAAACAAACACAGAGAGCAGAGGCAGGGAGCAGACUCAAGUCAGAGAAGAAGGACACGAGGAUGCCUCCUCUGAAGGAGACGGGAUGGAGGGAGGAGCAGGGAGGAGGCGAUGCUGAGAGAGAGGAGGGUGAGGAGGAAACGCUGAGUGGAGAGACGGAUCGUCCGUCUGGAUCACAUCAGACCGGGCAGAAGAGCAGAAACCGGGAUGAAGCAACAACAGAGGAAGCUUUGGACAGAAGGAGGACAGACAUGAAGACAGAGGAUCCUGGAGAGGCUGCAAGAACAACAAGAGAAAGAGUCGUUAAAACAGAGAGAGGGGCUGAAUCAGAUGGACGGAGGACGAGGAAGGAAGAGAGAGCUCAAAAAGAGAAGAUGAGAAGUGAUGCUGACUCCAUCAGGAGCAGGACGGACACAGCAGAGACUCAGGACCGACCCGCUCUCUCUGCUGAUGUGAAAAAGAAGACGAGAGACCAGGAGGGGAACAGGAGAGAGGAGAGAGAAGGACGAGGAGACGGGGCGAGGAAGAAACAAGACUCUGCAGGGAAGAAGAGGAGGAGGAGAGGAACGCUGAAACACAAAGAGAUGGUUUUUGAGGACGCUCUGGAGAAAGAGGAGGAGGAGCUUAACCAGGAGACCACAAACAAGUCUCUCUUAAAGUCCACAAAGCGUCUCUCUGCAGCUCAGGAACAUCACACACUGAGCUCUGCAGACUCAGAUCAUCUCCACGCCCUCUCUGACAAACACAGCAGUGUCCAAUCAGUGAGCUCGCUCAGGUCCACCGCUGCUGCUGCAUCUCGCUCCAACCUCAGCAGCUCCAGGAGGUCUGUCUCCUCGUCCUGCGAGGGGGCCAGACCAGCCAGCGGCGUGGGUCUCACUUCCUCACACGGCCGCCUGUCGUCGUGUUCGACUGUCAUGGUGCCGGAGGAACAGCUGAUGCUGAACCCUGUGAAGCCUGAGUCCUCCGGGCCCGGACAGACUCAGAGACGGGUGGAGGAGAAGGAGGAGAAGGAGAAGGAGGAGGAGGAGGCUGCAGCUCUGCGUCUGGCUCAGAGAGCUGAGAGGCGGAGGCAGGAGGUGGAGAGGAAGAGGAAAGAGAGAGAGGAAGAAGAGAGGAGGCAGCAGGAGAGGGAGCAAACAGAGGACAGGAUGAAGAGCGAGCUGGAGGAGGAGAGGAGGAAGAGAUCUGCUCAGCUCAGGUGA